Messenger RNA from Colius striatus (speckled mousebird), 2842 nucleotides. RefSeq names its product matrilin 4 (gene MATN4). The coding region runs from base 267 to 2135 and encodes 622 amino acids. NCBI's taxonomy places the organism in Eukaryota, Metazoa, Chordata, Aves, Coliiformes, Coliidae. The transcript has 12 exons. Gene Ontology annotation, molecular function: calcium ion binding. The record is from RefSeq and is a predicted model, not a curated record.
AGAGGGAGCGGCGAUCGUGGGCUUGAAGAAGAGCAAAGCCGAGGUGGGGGUGAUGCGUGAAGAGCAGAGCGUUUGAGAACAAGAACUCGGGAAAGGGAUUGCUGCCUCAGCUUCUGGAUGACCCAGCCCUCCUUUCCUCCAGAGUCUGAAGUCUCCUGGCCCAGUUCAGCUGCCCUCCAGGGGCCUGUUUGCAGAGGAGCAUUUGCUUUUUAAAGAGUCAGUAAGCCAGUCCCCCCAGCACCAGAGCCCUGUGGUCUCACACAGCCAUGACGAAGCUCCUGCUUGUUGCCCCUCUCCUCCUGCUUCUCCUGACCAUGCUGGAAGCCAGACCAAAGCCUGCAGGCCUGAAGUGCAGGACAGGCCCCCUGGACAUCGUGUUUGUGAUCGACAGCUCCCGCAGCGUGCGGCCCUUCGAGUUUGAGACCAUGCGGCGCUUCAUGAUGGACAUCAUCGGCAGCCUGGACGUGGGCCCCAACGCCACGCGGGUGGGGGUGAUCCAGUACUCCAGCCAGGUGCAGAACAUCUUCUCCCUCAAGACCUUCUUCACGCGGGCAGAGAUGGAAAAGGCCAUCAAUGGCAUCAUCCCGCUAGCCCAGGGCACCAUGACCGGGCUGGCCAUCCAGUACGCCAUGAACGUGGCCUUCACCGUGCAGGAGGGCGCGCGGCCUCCUCACAAGAAGAUCCCCCGCGUCGCCAUCAUCGUGACGGACGGGCGGCCGCAGGACCGCGUGGCCGAGGUGGCCAGCCAGGCCCGCAAGGCCGGCAUCGAGAUCUACGCCGUGGGCAUCCAGCGGGCGGACAUGAGCUCGCUGCGGGCCAUGGCCUCGCCGCCGCUGGAGGAGCACGUCUUCCUGGUCGAGUCCUUCGAGCUCAUCCAGCAGUUCGGGAAGCAGUUCCAGGACAAGCUCUGCGGGGUGGACAUGUGUGUGGAGCGGGAGCAUGGCUGCCAGCACAGCUGUGUCAGCACCCCUGGCACCUUCUACUGCGAGUGCAACCCCGGCUACAGGCUCAACGUGGAUGGAAAGACCUGCUCCCCCAUCGAUGCCUGUGCAGAUGGGAGACAUGGCUGUCAACACCACUGCGUCAGCGCUCGAGGGUCAUACUCGUGCCACUGCCGCACGGGCUACAGCCUCAACCAGGACCAGAGGAGCUGCUCGAUGAUUGAUUACUGCAGCUUUGGUAACCACAGCUGCCAGCACGAGUGCGUGAGCCUGCCCGGCGGGCACUACUGCCGCUGCCGCAGCGGCUUCACGCUGCAGCCCGACGGCAGCUCCUGCAGCGCCACCGACCUCUGCAAUGGGGUGGAUCACGGCUGCGAGUUCAAGUGUGUGAGCACGGAGGGCUCCUACAGCUGUGUGUGCCCCGAGGGGCAGCAGCUCCAGGCUGAUGGCAAGGCCUGCAGCAAGUGCGGGGCCGGGCACGUUGACCUGGUGAUGGUGAUCGAUGGCUCCAAGAGCGUCCGGCCUCACAAUUUUGAGCUAGUGAAGCAGUUUGUGAACCGCAUCGUGGACCUGCUGGAGGUGUCUCCCCACGGCACCCGCGUGGGGCUGGUGCAAUACUCCAGCCGCGUCCGCACCGAGUUUCCCCUCAACAAGUACCACAGCGCGGACGAGAUCAAGGCGGCCGUGAUGGACGUGGAGUACAUGGAGAAAGGCACCAUGACGGGCCUUGCCCUCAAGCACAUGGUGGAGCACAGCUUCUCCGAGCUGGAAGGUGCCAGGCCUCUGUCCCACAACGUGCCCAGGAUCGGGCUGGUCUUCACAGAUGGGCGCUCCCAGGAUGACAUCUCCGAAUGGGCCAGGAGAGCGAAGGAGUCAGGGAUCGUCAUGUUUGCCGUGGGCGUUGGGAAGGCUGUGGAGGAGGAGCUGAGAGCCAUCGCCUCUGAGCCGGUGGAGCAGCACUUCUCCUACUCAGCAGACUUCACCACCAUGACCCACCUCGUGGAGAACUUCAAACUGAACAUCUGCCCAGAGGAGGGCAAAGGGGAGACGGAGAUCCGCAGCCCGUGCGAGUGCGAGGCGCUGGUGCAGUUCCAGACGAACACCGUGGCCAUCCUGCAGAGCCUGACGGAGAAAAUUGCUCAGAUGACAGCCAGGCUCGAAGACUUGGAAAAGCAGGUUGCUAACAAGAAGUGAUGCUUGCAGAGGGCUGCAGUGCUUGGAUGGGGACGGACAGCAGCUGUGUGGUGUUGUUAUUGCUAGGCUAUUGUAAAGCAUCAGUGUUCUUGUAUCACAAAAUCCCAAGGGGGACAUGGAGUGUAUUUAAAAAAAAAACCCAAAAUCCUAAAAAAAAAAUCCCCAAAAGAACUUGAGCAAACCCCCUGCUGCAAAGCCAAAGGCUUCAGCUGCUGCUGUUGCCUUGUUCCUCCGAACCGGCAGGUCUGGGAUGAGGUGGGAUGACCGUGUGGGCUUUCAGCAUGGAGAUGUGACACUUGGCCUUUUCCCAGAGCAAUUGGGCUGAGCCAGCCCCUGUACAGCCCCCCAGCUCCCAGCAAGCUGCUUUGCAAGAGUAAAAACACCCUGCAUUGAUCACACCCUGAGAGCUUCCUCUGCCUGUGUGGCUGCUGUGGGAGGACGUGGUCCCUGACUGCCCCAGCACCCUGCCCAGCUGUGUGCCCACGGGAGAGCAGGCAGCAGGAACCACAUGGCCCCUGCCUCCCUUUUGGCAGAUUUCUUUGGGAAUUGGUCCUUGUCUUGUUUGGUUUUUUUACUCCUCACACAGCAAACUGGUAAUAUUUCUUCCUAUAAAUAUUUAGGUGUGUGUAUAUAUCUGUGUUUCAUUCUGAGAGCCAGGGUAGUGCUAUUUUGAAACACUUUUAUCUAAAGACAUUUCUGUCCUGACA